Messenger RNA from Oppiella nova, 399 nucleotides. The record is from the annotation of a GenBank genome assembly. NCBI's taxonomy places the organism in Eukaryota, Metazoa, Arthropoda, Arachnida, Sarcoptiformes, Oppiidae.
UUGAAUUCAAGUCAUAACAGUAACAGUAAUUACAGUCGAAAUAACGAUGAGUUUAACGAUAAUAACGCCGAAGACAACGGAGACGCUGGAGCCAUAAUCCCGGAGUCGGCCAGUCGUACGAUAGCGGAAGGGGUUCGCGAGGAUGAGUUUGGCGCCAAAGACUACACCAAUGAUGUGAGUCUUCGCGACGACUUCAUGUCCCGUCCCCUUUGGGUCGCACCGGACGGACACAUAUUUCUGGAGACCUUCUCUCCGGUCUACAAACACGCGCACGACUUCCUCAUAGCCAUCGCUGAGCCGGUCUCCCGUCCCGAACACAUCCACGAGUAUAAACUGACGGCAUAUUCACUGUACGCCGCCGUCUCUGUCGGCCUUCAGACCAAAGACAUCAUUGAAUAC